GAGGUAGACGGGUUUUCCUCAAGUAACCCAUGCAUUAUACUUUUGAAUGAGGCUCGUAACAUGAUCACAGUUUUGAAAUACUUCUAUUUCAGUUAACCAUUAUGUGGCAAUUUGUCUUGACAAUUUCAUGUCUUCUAUAGAAGUUCAGACCAGGGGCUUGAAGCUAUCACUCGAAGGUGAAAAACAAGGACAUUACUUUUGGGAACUAACUGCUUCUUUCCACACACUCCUUCAUGUAGCAGUUUCUGCAGCGACCGACGGAUCGUUACUCUGCCGCCAUGCGUGCCUCGGAGAAGCCGGCCGACACCCCACGAUUUGUCUGCUCGGUGCUGGAGCGCAUAGGCGCUCAUGGCAUCCCCAACAUCGGGCGGGCGGGCACGCGGCAGCGGCGGCUAGCAUGGACCGGUCUUGUCUUGGCCGGCCUGGGCUUCCUCGUCUGGCAGGGUACGCUGCUCGUGACGAGGUACCUCCAGUAUGACGUGAAAGUCAGCGUGGGCCUGGGCUACGAGGCGCUGACCACGUUCCCGGCGGUGACGGUCUGUAACCUGAACCGAAUUCCCCGCACGGCCAUGCACACCAACAGCAAACUCGCCGAACUUGAGGGUUACAUCGAGUACAUACUCGAAACACAGGUCUACCAAGCAUGGAACGAUGAAAUGAGAUACACGAACCAGGUCGCUGACUUUGGCAUCACGACUGAGUCCUUUGACAUCAUGGCCGACAUUCCGUAUGCCAAUCGUUCCUCUGCCGGACAUCAACUGUCUCGGAUGUUGCUGUACUGCACGUUUAAUGGUUACCCUUGCUCACCGUUGAACUUCACCCAUUUCUACAACUAUUUUUAUGGCAACUGCUAUACGUUCAACUUUGACAGCAGGCUGGCACGCAGGGUAGCGCAGGCUGGUCCAUUCUAUGGGCUAACCAUGGAACUCUUCGUUGAGCAGACUGAGUAUGUACGUGGUCUGCAGAAUUCAGCGGGGCUGAAGGUCUUCAUCUCGGGGCAAAAUCAAGUCCCGUUCCCGGAGGACAGAGGUAUCAUCGUGAGCCCUGGUCGCGAGACGUCCAUCGCGUUGCAUAAAGUUCGGAUUGAUCGAUUGGGGGCGCCUUACACAAGUUGCACGAGCGAUUUGCCGACUAUAUUCAGUACCUUUUACGGUAAUGUGGAUUACAGCUUGUUGGCAUGUGAAAAAAGCUGUGUUGCCCAGGAAAUCCUCGAGAUGUGCCACUGCGCAGACCCUCGGUACAGGUUCACUGACGAAACUAGUUCAUGCAGCUCGCAAAAUCAGUCUCAAAUGGCCUGUACCCGCAAGAUACUUCUGGCGUACGUCAACAAUAGCCUUCGAUGCAACUGCCCACUGCCAUGCAGUGAGGUUGAGUUUGAAGAGACGGUAUCGGCUGCCUCAUGGCCUAAUGAAAACUACAAAUUUGCUCUGGAAAAUAUCAUCACACGUCUUUCUGCAGAUUUUUCCUCUGCCAUUGAAGAAGACGAUCGGUUUAUUGAGAAAAACGUGGUGAAACUGAACGUGUUUUUGUCCAGCUUACAGUACCAGUAUAUAUACCAAACGCCGGAUUACAGCCAAGAGAACUUGAUCAGCGACCUUGGGGGUCAGGUGGGCCUGUGGAUGGGAUUCUCCAUUCUGACAUUCUUUGAGAUCGCAGAGCUGGUCCUCGACCUGUUCGUCUACACGCGAGGCAAGUCCGCCAACAGGGUGUCACGAGAGGCGAAAGUCGGGGAGGGUCUCGUCGGGAUGUCCCUCUCACCCUCAGUCAACACGCUGACUCCAAUCGGCUGACUGAAGACGCGUUGCUCGCUAGAUGGAAAACAGCAGAAGUCAUUGUGUCCCGUCAAUCGAUGGUGUAUCCAUAGGGGGCGGGGCAAGUUGAGCCCUCGAGGGGACAUGCUUCCACAUAACAUACCAGUUUGCAAUGUAACCUACAUCUUAACAGAUCGAAAUCACGUGAUUAAAUUUUGAAUGUUUUGCCAGCAGUUUACAACUACAAUCUACCAAUAACUGUUUAUCAGUCGAAAGUCUCAGGAAUCAACAAGUUUAUUGUGUAGUCGCCACAUCGCUCAAAUGAUCAAGAAACAAAACGAAUUCGGACAGAACCAAAGAAACCAACAGAAAAAGAAAUUAAGGUAAAAGCCAAAGUCCUUGUUACUGUCCUUCGGAGUUUAUUAACUCAUACUCUGAAAUAAUUUGCAAAAUUACUACCAGCAAGUAUUUCCAUAGAGACUCCCUUUUUUAAAAAAAGCAUUUUGGUAUGAGAGAGUCUGGCUCGGAAAAUUAUACUUUAUUGCACUUUUUGAUUAUGAUUGCAAUUUCCCAAGGUACACAUCCUUUCAACCAGGAGAAUACAUUUAACGGCGGGGUGUUAAAUUUCGAGUGUAAAAACUAAUACCGAAUGAAUUGUUCGGGGAUUGUACAAACCUUGCAAUUUCUAAAUAGUAAUAACUUGCCUUGCAUUAUGUUGUGGUGCCGUUCUGAGGUCUAGGGAAGGGUCCAUUGCACUGUGUCUAUCCUUAGACAAAGUAUCUGAGUGCAGUGUUUAUUUUUAAAAAAUAGUGAUUUUAUCGGGUGCAAAAACCACUUGGCAGGAGGCAAUGUCGGCCUGGGCACCGCAGGGGUAGCCAACCCUUUACGCGUCGCACACCGAAUAUAGGCAUCCCAAUACGUCGUUUUUAACGUCGAUCUGCCCACUUCCGCGUUUGAGAACGAGGCUGUAAUGUGUCAACUUCAAUUCUUAAUACUAUCAGACGAUUGAAAUUAAGGAGUCAAGACCCAAAAUACAUAAAGGUACGUAAAAUUCAGACUUUUCAGGCUGCAAAUUAUUGUGGAAGAGUCUUUCAGGAAGACUUGACACGUAAAGCCAAAAGAACAAAUAACGGCAAUUUACUGCGCACUAACGUACCUGCGAUGGUCGUGUAUCUGUAUGUGCAGUAGGCGUGGUUUAAACUGAAGUAACAUCACACUUACGAACCGGAUACUGCAUGUACGGUGUCGACUCUGCGGACGCGUGCGACAAAGUUCAACCAUAGAACCUCGGUUUUAAUGCGGGUAUGCGCAGACGGCGCUAAUGUAAAAUCCCUCUAUAAGUUGUCGAAUUAUUUCAGUCCGACGGGAUUGUUAUCUACUUCAGAGUAACUAAUCGAGAGUAGCAAGACCGUGUGCCUCCCGCUUCACUAUAGCGGACCAUCUAUUUUGUUUGUUAUAAGGCAGGUGCUGUCGCCCUGUUGACCGUAAACUUUAGGCCCAAAGAUUUCUGAAUUUAACUCCGCCUCGGCCAAUAUGAUGACUUGCCAUAAGUAACUCAAGUGAACCACUCUCACACCGGUCAGCUAACUUUGUAGUGUUAAAGUACCUGUGCCUCCUGUUAAAAAAAAUAAACGAUUCGAAGAUUAUAUAAAAGCAACAUUUUACAUUUGCUGUUAGGUCUGCAUAUAAAUACAACUGGGCGCACAAACGUCGAGCACUUGCAAUUCGCAAUUUUAUUCACGAUGUUUUUCAAUGUAAUUGCUUUCUCUCAUAGAGACCAACUUGGCGACGCCAAUCGAGAUUGGAAAAUUCCAAUAUGAUUACAAAUUUGCAAUGCACAUUUCCUGACUACCAGCUCUUUAAAAAAAAAAAACGAACACUCGAUUUCAUGCAGACAAACUAAUUAAACGACCUUGUUUGAAUUCUGCAGGGAAAAUGUAGAAACCCUAAGCAUACAUGUAUCAACGUUGGCUACAAUUAUCGUACAGGCGCUGCCACUGGCGCCAGGGAACAUUUGAAGACCAUUUAAACUUUAUGAAGAAUAAUAUUCUCCAU
Molecule: messenger RNA, 3806 nt
Organism: Acanthaster planci (crown-of-thorns starfish)
Lineage: Eukaryota; Metazoa; Echinodermata; Asteroidea; Valvatida; Acanthasteridae
Product: epithelial sodium channel subunit alpha-like
Biological process (GO): sodium ion transmembrane transport
Cellular component (GO): plasma membrane
Molecular function (GO): ligand-gated sodium channel activity
Source: RefSeq, a predicted model, not a curated record